AUGACAACCGCGUCAGAAGCUCCAGAGAGUGAAAAAAUCUUUGAUAUACCUCCAACUGAAGAUGUGCCACAAACCCCGAAAGCGAAUGGACAUGCGAUUGAGAAUGGCGAUGGAGAAGAACCUCCGACCAAGAGGCGGCGGCUCAGCAGCGAGACAAAGACCAUACCGAAGCGCAAACCCGAAUCGCCUCCUUGGAAGAAAGUGUUAGCAGAAGGGCCAACUUCUUUUACUGUCGAUGGUAAGCGCAAAUCAGGCCGUGUGAAUCAGAUACCAUUGGAGCUACAACCUCCAUCCGCGAAGCGGACAACGCGGGGCGCGGCGCAAAAAGCAGUCACCUCAAAAAGUAAACCUGGAAGUGCAAAUGGUAUUCACUCAUCCUCAAAUCGAGAUGCAUCUACACCCGGAACGUCCCAGGCUUCCAAGAAGUCUACCGGCCAAAGUAUAUCGAAACCGCCAACCAAACCAUCAACAUCCCCAAAGCGCUCACAUCGAAAGUCCAUACCCUCGGAGCAGAACUUAAAUCAACCACGGUCUGGCAACAAAAAAUCCCUGGUUAAAAAAGAUCCAGAAUCUACGCCGGCAUAUUCAAGAUUGCGCCGAUCGGGUCGAGCUUCUGAGGUAAUGCAACAUGACCUGAUGAGUUCGUCGCCAGCAAUAAAAGCAGAGAGUAUGGCAGAUCAAACUCCCAAAUCGACGCCAACGAAAAUUAGGCUUCGACUCAAGCCGGCGGUUAUCCCCGUGGUUUAUCCAGAUGCGUUCCCCCAUCCACCAAAAUUUGCGUCUUUCGACGAGUUCUACGAGCGGGGGCAACAUAUACCAGUAGAUAAUGGUGGUUUGUAUAGCGCUGAAGAUGCGGUAGAAUAUACCGAGGAAGAUAUCAAGAGGGAGGCUCAGACAAUUAUACGACUUGAAGAUGCAGUGGAACCCGGUGGUGUUUUGGCCAAUUCUACCCUCGUGAAUCAUCCUGAAAAACAAGACUCCAUGCCACCACAGUAUGCUCAUCAAGAUCAUGUUGUGAGGGCUGCCCUCCACUUUCGGACGCUUAUGAUCAGGGAACAAAAAGAGCACUUGAGGCUUGCGAAACAACUGGCUGAGGCAUGCAGGGAUGUAUGGGCUCAGCGACAACCGAAGUCUCAUGAACAAUUGGAGGCAGAGGAGAGGAAAGCAUCCGAAGUGCGCUACAAAAGCGUGCUCAAAAGUCUUCUGGGUACCUGGGAGAAUGUCAAAAUAGAGGUCAACCGGCGGCGCUUGGUAGAGUGGGAGGCUCAGGAGCAAGCUCGGGUACGAAAAGCCCUCAACGAAGCCGUAGACAUUUCUACCCAAAAGUUACAAGCUCGCAGAGCGCAACAGGAUUCGGAAGAAGGGACUGACGAGGACGAGGACGAAGAUGAAGGUGCGAAUGAUGAUACCGAUAAUGACAACCACUCGGGUUCUGAGCCCAAGGAUGAUGAAAGUAAUAUGUCCUCCUCAGAAUCGGAGGCUGAUGAGGAGACUACCAAGCAUGAGGAUGAAAAACUUACUGUUGAUCAAUUGCGCGAAAAAUAUGCAGCUUUGCCGAGUAUUACACCAGCCAGCGACGACAAAGAAAUGGUUGGAAACGGAAGCGAAGAUGAAGAUAUGGAAAGCGAUCCUUCGACAGAUAUGGAUGAUGAUACAGAAUCCAGCGAUGAAGAGGAUAGCGAUGAGGAAGAGGGCGACGAAGCAGAUGAGGGCGGCCGCGCUGAUCUUCUCGGAUUUCUCUUGCCUUCCGACAUCAAGGAACUGGAAACGAAGCAAGCCGGAUUGGGGCCUGUCGAAGAAGUGGUGGAAGUAAUGGACGAAGAUUCAAUGUCAGUUGUACCAGACGAUGCGAUGGAUUUAGAUGUGGAGGAUAGUGAAGCUUCCCUCAUACCUAAUGGAGAAUCUACACAUCCUUUAAUGAAUGGGACUUCUAAGAGAUCACCCCUGAUCGAAGAGAUAUCUACAAGUGACCAGCAUGAUAUACCUAGCAAGGCAAAUGAUUUAUUGUCUCCACAUCGACCACAAGAGAUUAAAGCGAUGAGUCCUGAUCUAAGCAGUCAGCCUACUCCAAGAACAACCGAAACUAAACCUUCAGAGGUGGAUUCGGCAUCAUCUGUGGACCUUCAUCACAGUAGUCGGCACAACACACAGAGCCUAACACCUCAACCCUUAAACGGACUAAAGACUCCUGUUCCCUUUCUCUUGCGCGGCACCCUUAGAGAAUAUCAACACUAUGGUCUGGAUUGGCUUGCCGGUCUAUACGCGAACAAUACAAAUGGCAUUCUAGCAGAUGAGAUGGGAUUGGGGAAAACAAUUCAGACAAUAGCCUUAUUGGCUCAUCUGGCCUGCGAACAUCAAGUCUGGGGCCCGCAUCUUGUCAUUGUACCAACCAGUGUUAUGCUCAACUGGGAAAUGGAAUUCAAAAAAUGGUGUCCAGGUUUCAAGAUCCUAACUUACUAUGGUAAUCAAGAAGAGAGAAAACGCAAACGUGCUGGCUGGAAGGACGAUGAUGCUUGGAAUGUAUGCAUCACCUCAUACCAACUUGUUAUUCAAGAUCAGCAAGUAUUCAAGCGACGACAAUGGCACUACAUGAUUCUUGAUGAAGCUCACAACAUCAAGAAUUUCCAAUCUCAAAGGUGGCAAACUAUGUUGAAUUUCAAUACCCGAGCACGGCUGCUACUGACUGGUACUCCGCUACAAAACAAUUUGACGGAAUUGUGGUCGUUGCUCUACUUCUUGAUGCCUUCAGAUGGGAGCGAGCAAGGUGUUGGUGGCUUUGCAAAUCUGAAAGAGUUCCAGGACUGGUUCAAGAAGCCGACCGAACAAAUCUUGGAGCAUGGUAGGGAUCAAAUGGACGAUGAGUCCAAGGCAAUCAUUAGCAAACUCCACAAGGUUCUCAGGCCUUACCUCCUCCGGCGACUGAAAGCAGAUGUCGAAAAGCAAAUGCCCGGAAAAUAUGAGCACGUUGAGUUCUGCCGUUUGUCCAAAAGACAGCGUGAGCUUUACGAUAGCUUUCUAAGUCGAAAUGAUACCAGAGAUACCCUCGCAUCGGGUAAUUAUCUUUCCAUCAUCAACUGUUUGAUGCAAUUACGAAAGGUUUGUAAUCAUCCGGAUCUCUUUCUCGAUCGACCUAUCAUGACUUCUUUUCCAAUGGAAAAGUCUGCCGUUACCGAUUUUGGGGUCAAAGAUCUUCUGGUUCGUAGGAAGAUGUUCCGUCGGGAAUCUAUGACUGAAGUUAGCUUGGAUUUCUUGAAUCUUGUCCCAGCGAAGCAUGAAUCUUUAUCUGGCGUACUAGCUUUGGAAAUCAACAGGCUCAGUGCCCGGCGUGCUCUAGAAGUAAUGAGGGAGGCCCAACGUACAAGAGCCCAGAAUGCGUUCACAAACCUCGACCCAUCGACAGUCAAAUCAAACUUGGUGUAUUUAGAAAGUGCUUCUAGGUGGGGACGGUUUGAAGAACUUCAGCAUUGCGUAUAUCUUAAUGCUCUCCGGCGACAACAGAAACCUAUCUACGGCAGUUCUCUCAUUGAACGUCUAGAUCUUCGUCUUGACCAGCGUCCACUACAAGCUAGACCUAAACAACGAACCAAGUUGAUAGAAUGGUUAGAGAAUUCUUCACCGAUUAUGAAUUCAAUGGUUCCGACAUUCACAUCACGAUCUGAAGCUUUACAUACAACCAUUCAGAAAUUCGCUUGUGUGACGCCGCCUGUAGUGGCGCGAGAUAUGAACUCGGUUCUGUUCACACCUAGAGGUGUUAGCACCUUCCAAAGCACCGUCGCCACUCGAGAAACAGAUCCAUUCCAUGAGGCACGCAUGAGACUGUCCAUUCAAUUUCCCGACAAACGUCUGUUGCAAUAUGACUGUGGUAAAUUGCAAACUCUAGACAAAUUACUACGUAAAUUACAAGCUGGAGGGCACCGAGCACUGAUUUUCACUCAAAUGACAAAGGUGCUCGAUAUUCUUGAGCAAUUUCUUAAUAUCCAUGGACACAAAUAUCUACGACUUGACGGCGCCACCAAGAUUGAGCAACGACAAAUCCUUACGGAUCGAUUCAACAAUGAUGAUCGAAUUCUGGCUUUCAUUUUAUCCAGUCGUUCCGGUGGUCUAGGUAUCAAUUUGACGGGCGCGGAUACUGUUAUCUUCUACGACUUGGAUUGGAAUCCAGCAAUGGACAAGCAAUGUCAAGAUCGUUGUCAUCGUAUCGGACAAACACGAGAUGUUCAUAUCUAUCGCCUCGUCUCAGAGCAUACGAUCGAAGCUAACAUCUUGCGCAAAGCAAAUCAAAAACGUAUGCUUGAUGAUGUCGUUAUACAAGAAGGUGAAUUCACUACGGAUUACUUUGACAAGAUGAAGGUACAAGAAGUCAUUGGAGAGGAAGAAUCUAGUCUUAUGGACGGUGACGCAGCAGCAAAUGCAGCCAUGGAUCGAGUCUUGGGUGGGCCUGAUAGCGACAAAGAUGUUCGACGUGUUUUUGCUCAAGCCGAAGAUCGCGAAGAUGUCGCCGCAGCUAGAGUUGCCGAACGAGAAGUCGUCCAGACCGACGCCGCCGAUUUUGAUGAAAAUGCGGCCGCGGCCUCUGCUACUCCAGGUGGCGCAGGAACGCCUGCAGAUGGUGUGCCAACUCCUGGUGCUGAUGGAACCCCCACAAUCGAAGACCUAAUGGAUAUUGACGAAGAUGAAGUCAAUGCUUGGGGACAACCAAUCGGUUCAAUGGAUGAUUACAUGUUGAAAUCCAUGUCUGUUCAACUGGCAAACGCACCCAUCGAGUUGCCAAGGGACAAGAAGAAGAGUAAGAAGGGGAAAGACCAUCGAAAUCGGCAUAGAGCUAGAUGA
Molecule: messenger RNA, 4830 nt
Organism: Sclerotinia borealis F-4128
Lineage: Eukaryota; Fungi; Ascomycota; Leotiomycetes; Helotiales; Sclerotiniaceae
Source: the annotation of a GenBank genome assembly